UAGGUAAUGUAGAGGACAUUUCAUGUCGAGUGGGUCGGACUGGUAAAUCUAUUGAUCCGUCUGUGAGCUCCACUGCUCUCUGCUGGGCGGCAGGUGAAUCGCACACAGGGAUCCAUACCUCAACACAGUUGUGUUUGGUUCAUUUCAGCCCACUGCUCAUUAUGAUCACAGCAUCGUGUUUCGCGUGAACAGCUCACUCGCCCAUUUCAUUGGUGCCCGCUGGAAGCUGGGAUGGGCACCAUCCUGCAGGAGCAAGUGGCACAGCGGUGUGCGGAGAGGGUUUCCAGCAGGGAGAGGAAAUGGAAGAAGGAUCUGUGGAGCAUCGCCGGGCCUAAUGUGGGCAGGUACCGCCAGAUAUGCUUAUUAUUGGGGUUACACAGUGGUAACGGAUGAAGACAUGGCUGCUGUUUGUUGCCGUGUCCUCGGUGGCGGCACAGACGCUGGUUGUCGGUGGUGUGACUGCACUUUGAUGUGUAAAUGCUCACUGUGUACGUGUGUGAACAAAGGAGACCGCCAUGUCUACCCUGUGCUGCUGUUUUUACAUUUCAUGUGUUUCAUCGGUCACAUUUAACUCGGAAGAUUUGUUUAUUUCUCUCAAGUAACAAAAUGGGAAGGCGGCAGUCUCAGAGGAAGCCCACACCGCCGCAGCACGCCUUCCCAAGUCAGGAAAAUAACAGCGAGAAAAGGCUGCAACAAAGAAGAAAGCACAAGUCUAACAACUCUUCAGCUAAACGCAAUACUUCUCAGCACAGCACUCACAGAUCCUCAGAGUCAAAGCCUCUUCCAGUGUCCCCCACAGAGGGCAGGAUGGAGCCAAAGGUGCUGCCAGUCACUAAGCGCUCCAGCCACAGACAGCACAAGCAUGCGGGGAGCAGAGAGGGCAAACACACAGCAGCCGUCUCCUACCACUGCAUGUGUGGUUGCAGUACUGAACAGCUGGAAAGACACUCGCCAGAACUGGAGGUCAGACGCCUGAGUCGCCAUGGAGAAGAUGACAGUGACACCGACUUGUCUGAGUCAGAGAGACUUCCUGUGUCAGCCUGCAGUCGUGUUCCUCCUCGGCUCGAGCUCAGGCCAGAGGUCAUCGAGGCCGAGGACUGCUCCUCUCGCAGCCACAGAUCCAAUUUGCAGGGCCAUGGAGGUUUUGACUUCCCAGACUUCCUCCCUCCACCUUUUAAUUCGUGGACCCUGAGUCAGCUGGCUGUUUUCUACAACAUGGAAGGCCGAGGUACCCCCCGACCAAGGCCUGUGGGCCCUUUGGAAAGGUAUCUGGAGAAGCUGCUGCAGCUGGAGUGGCGUCAGAUCCAGACUGUCCAGGAGGAGAGUGGGAAAUCAGCAGUAUCAGAAGUGAUAUCCAGCUGUCACAGGUCCCCUGCUGCUGCCACAUCACGUCUCAGCUCUCCUAAGUGCAUCCUCCAGUGUCAGCGUGCCUUCCCCCUCACUUUCCUCUCCUCCCUGGCUAGUCACUCCGCCCUCCUCUCCAGCUGCGCCUGCACUCUCUGCCGGAUCCGCUGCUCCCGCUGUACUGCACCGUGCUGUUGCUCGACUUACAGCCACAACCGUCAGUCCAGACCGAGUGCUGCGCUAGAGCCCAAAAUACUCCCCAAAAGGAGCUACAGCGAGAGCCGGGUGCACUCCUCAGACAGGGGCUCACAAGCCCAAAGGUUCAGCAGCCCUGUGCGGACCAACAGCCACCUGAGGAGAAUGCAGGCAUCAGGAAACAUCCGCAACCCUGUCCAAGGUGCCGCCACCAGCCUUCAACACACUGCCAGCGACUGUAAUGACGUUGCCUCGAAGGGGGAUGUGUGGGACUACAGGAUGGGUGGGUUUCGGAGGAGGAGCGGCUCAGAGCAGAGGAGAGGUGGAGGAGACAGGAAACAGAACGGAUGGGAGAAAAAACGGAGCGGCUCUGAGUGCAGAAAAGGAGGAGCUGAGAGGAGGAGAGCGGCUAACCUCAAAGAACAGGAAAUAAAACCUGAUGCUGUCACUGCAAUAAUAGACAAUUUACCAGGAUCCAAAUAUUCUCCUAUACAGAGGCCAAGCAGGCCCAAACAGGUGGAGUUUGUCACAUAACAGCAGGUUUAGUGAUGAAUGUGUAAUCUGAAUGUUACAUACUGUCCCCACCUUAAAGUUUUAUUAUGGAUGUACAGUCAGCAAAACUGUUCAUUUGUUAAUGUGAUAUUAUUUUUCUGUGCUGUGGGGAAUGUUUACACAGAUAUGGAAGAGAGCCGCUGGAUAUCCAAGUUUGUGUUUUAUUUAAAAGAACCCAGAUAGCAUCAUGUACUGUAUGUGAUCAUAUGAGGGGAUUUUCACUUCAGGUUUAUUAGUCUUUUGAAUGAAGCAGCAAACAUUACCAAAAGUUAUUAAAGAAUACCAAACA
Molecule: messenger RNA, 2380 nt
Organism: Oreochromis niloticus (Nile tilapia)
Lineage: Eukaryota; Metazoa; Chordata; Actinopteri; Cichliformes; Cichlidae
Gene: fam217bb
Product: family with sequence similarity 217 member Bb
Exons: 3
Coding region: 478-2073 (531 amino acids)
Source: RefSeq, a predicted model, not a curated record